Messenger RNA from Blastocystis hominis, 971 nucleotides. RefSeq lists its product as hypothetical. The coding region runs from base 21 to 971 and encodes 316 amino acids. The record is from RefSeq and is a predicted model, not a curated record. The transcript is spliced from 8 exons. NCBI's taxonomy places the organism in Eukaryota, Bigyra, Opalinata, Blastocystidae. Gene Ontology annotation, cellular component: proteasome core complex, alpha-subunit complex; proteasome core complex. Gene Ontology annotation, biological process: ubiquitin-dependent protein catabolic process.
AUUUCGAUCACUUGUUCUCAAUGCACGGGAAUAAAUACGAUACGGAUGUCACGGUUUGGUCUCCCGAAGGAAAACUACAUCAAGUAAAAUAUGCGAUGGAAGCCGAGAAGCAAGGGAGUGCAUGCUGCGGCAUUCGUACGAAUAAAUAUGUCGUUCUUGGUGCUUUCCGCAGACGACCAAACGAGCUUGCUUCAUACCAACGAAAGAUUGUAGAAAUCGAUACACACAUGGGAAUCGCAAUGUCCGGUUUAACUGCAGAUGCUAGAGCACUAUCAAAAUAUAUGAGAACAGAAUGCAUGGACCACGAGUACGUUUACGGCCGAAAGAUGCCUAUGGAGAUGCUGGUUCGUCAAGUAGCAGAGAAAGAGCAUUUCUGUACUCUCACAUACGAACGUCGUCCUUACGGUGUUGGUUUGUUGAUCGGCGGUGUGGACUCCAAAGGUCCUCAUCUCUUCCAUACAUCUCCCUCUGGCGAGUACCUCGAAUACAGUGCGUGUGCGAUCGGUUCUCGCAGUCAGAGCGCGAAGACAGCUCUGUCUCGACGUUUUUUGAACGAAGAAACGAACGUGGUGACGGUGAGCGAUGAUUUGACGCUCGACGAGCUGAUUAGCAUCGUGCUGGAUGCGUUGAAGGGCUGCGUGCAGGGCGAUUCGAAAAUGACAAAGGAAAACUGCUCGGUAGCCGUGGUGGGAGUGGAUUUGCCGUUCCGCGAAUUGAGCGAAGAGGAAAUCGCGCCGUAUGUGAAUGCUCUGACCCAGUGGAUUGUUUGUUUUACUCCUGACAGAACGAUGAAGGGUGGGCAGGCAGGCAGGCAGGCAGGCAGGCAGGCAGGCAGGCAGGCAGGCAGGCAGGCAGGCAGGCAGGCAGGCAGGCAGGCAGGCAGGCAGGCAGGCAGGCAGGCAGGCAGGCAGGCAGGCAGACAGACUGGUAGGCAGGUAGCAGAGAUAGCGAAAAGUGGUAUUUCCUGCUGA